Messenger RNA from Chenopodium quinoa (quinoa), 573 nucleotides. Its product is annotated as oxysterol-binding protein-related protein 4B-like. Bases 1 to 573 code for a protein of 190 amino acids. The record is from RefSeq and is a predicted model, not a curated record. The transcript has 3 exons. Lineage: Eukaryota; Viridiplantae; Streptophyta; Magnoliopsida; Caryophyllales; Amaranthaceae. Gene Ontology annotation, cellular component: intracellular membrane-bounded organelle; membrane; cytosol. Gene Ontology annotation, molecular function: sterol binding.
AUGGACAUGCUUAGAAAAUGCACGACCGGAGAGAAUGCUGUUGAUCGGAUGAUCUCCGUUGUUGCUUGGAAUCUCUCGACCGUUCGUAUGUGGGUGUUUGGAGUUGCCCCAUUCAACCCCAUUCUUGGCGAAACUCAUCAUGCGUCUAGAGGCACCCUCAACAUCCUAGCUGAAGAAGUUUCUCAUCACCCGCCAGUAGCGGCGAUGCAUGGAACUGACGAGGCUAACAAUAUUGAGCUCAUUUGGUGCCAACAUGCAGUUCCUAAAUUCUUUGGAACUGUCAUAGAUGCAGUAAUCCAUGGAAAGAGGAGGCUAAAUCUACUAGAAAAGGGAGAAAGUUAUGUGAUGAACUCUCCAAUACUACAAUAUAGGUUAUUACCAAAACCAGGUGCUUCUUGGGUAGGAAAUGUCAAGAUUAAGUGCCAAGAAACAGGACUUGAAGCUGAGCUACACUUUAAAAGUGGUUCUUUUUUAGGCUUUGGAGGAAGCAAUGGGGCUAUCAAAGGCAAGAUCUUUGAUUCCUCCAAGAAGUUAUUUGAAAUCUAUGGCCAUUGGGACAGGUACGACCCGUAA